GCGGUCUGAGAGUCCACAAGUCGGGUCCAGUGAGUCACACAGAGUUACAACUGUGGAAUCUGGACGUAGAUAAGCACCACACCCAGUCUGGUCCUGGAUCAGAACACAACUGCUGCCUCUCUGCCGAAGGGAAACAAGUUGCCAUGGCGCUGGUGUCUGAGUUCCUGAGCCAACUGACACUGUCACAUAGUGGGGAGCCUGAACCCAAAUUCCCCACUGUGGUGGCUGCACGAGACUUUGACCCGGCCAAAGAUUCUGCAAGGAUCGAUGUAGCCAUCAAAACUAAAGGUGUAGAUGAACAGACCAUCAUCGACAUCUUGACCCGGCGCACCUGUGAGCAGCGCAAAGACAUUGCUUUCCAUUACGAGAGGCUUGCCAAGAAGGAUCUAAUCACAGCCCUGAAGGGGGCACUGUCUGGCUCUCUGGAAGCACUGAUGCUUGGUCUGAUGAAAAGCACCACCGAGUAUGACGCCUCUGAACUCAGAGCAUCCAUGAAGGGUCUGGGAACAGAUGAAGAAAGCCUUAUUGAAAUUGUCUGUUCCAGAAACUAUGAAGAGAUGGAAGAGAUAAAGAAGGUUUAUAGAGAAAUGUUUAAGAAGGAGCUGGAAAAAGACAUCGCAGGAGACACAUCAGGAGAUUUUGCUAAGCUCCUGCUAGCUCUAGUCCAGACACGCAGAGACGAACCGUCUAAUGUGGUCGACUAUGAAAAGAUUGACGAGGAUGCCAGGGCUCUGUAUGAAGCUGGUGUGAUGAGGAAAGGCACUGAUGUGUCAACCUGGAUCUCCAUCAUGUCACAAAGGAGCGUUCCCCACCUACAAAAAGUGUUUGAAAGGUAUAAGAGGUACAGUCCCUACGACAUGAAGGAGAGCAUCAAGAAAGAGGUGAAAGGUGAUCUGGAGAAGUCCUUCCUUACCCUGGUGGAAUGCUUUGAGAACAAGCAGCUGUAUUUCGCCAACAGACUCGGUGAAGCCAUGAAGAGUAAAGGGGCCAAGGAGAAGGUGGUGACCCGGAUCAUGGUUUCUCGCUGUGAAGUUGAUCUGAUGAAGAUUAGAACAGAAUUUAAGAAACAGCACAGACGGUCUCUGUACCAGACCAUCACUGAACACACAAAAGGUGACUACCAGAAGGCGCUGCUCAGUCUGUGUGGAGGAGACGACUGAACUCACUUUCCCAGAAUGACCUCACCCGUCAUUUCAGUAUGAGAGUCUUUUGGGGCUGACUUCACAGAACACAAACUUCAACUCUUAGCACGUUCUA
Molecule: messenger RNA, 1257 nt
Organism: Thalassophryne amazonica
Lineage: Eukaryota; Metazoa; Chordata; Actinopteri; Batrachoidiformes; Batrachoididae
Product: annexin A2-like
Exons: 13
Coding region: 144-1160 (338 amino acids)
Cellular component (GO): cytoplasm
Molecular function (GO): phospholipase inhibitor activity; calcium-dependent phospholipid binding; cytoskeletal protein binding
Source: RefSeq, a predicted model, not a curated record